Funneliformis geosporum is the source of this 291-nucleotide messenger RNA. Lineage: Eukaryota; Fungi; Glomeromycota; Glomeromycetes; Glomerales; Glomeraceae. The record is from the annotation of a GenBank genome assembly.
AUGGAUUCUUAUGUUAGAAUUGAAGCAUUUUUCGAUAAAAUUGAAGAAUUUGAAACAAAUGAAAAGCUUUAUAUUUACAAUAUUGUUAGGAAUCCACAAAAUUAUUCUGAUAAUGAAUAUUUUGAUAAAGAAAUAGAGAAAGACGAAGGAACAAGAAGAGGAAGACCAAGAGAAAUAGGAAGAGAAAGACUAAAAGGAAUAAGAAGAGAAAAAUCAAGAGGAAAAGAAAGAUCAAGAGGAAUAAGAAAAAAACAAAAAGGAAAAAAUCAAGAGAAAAAUAAAAAUAAAUAA